Molecule: messenger RNA, 710 nt
Organism: Kickxella alabastrina
Lineage: Eukaryota; Fungi; Kickxellomycota; Kickxellomycetes; Kickxellales; Kickxellaceae
Exons: 1
Coding region: 29-652 (207 amino acids)
Biological process (GO): negative regulation of transcription by RNA polymerase II; cell fate commitment; positive regulation of transcription by RNA polymerase II
Molecular function (GO): RNA polymerase II cis-regulatory region sequence-specific DNA binding; DNA-binding transcription factor activity, RNA polymerase II-specific; zinc ion binding
Source: RefSeq, a predicted model, not a curated record
GGGCGGUCGGUUGUCGGGAAAAACAAAGAUGAUGGUUAUUCCUUCAAUCAACCAGGACGGAUCUUGUAAGCAGUGUGCCAACUGCAGCACGACCGAUACGCCCAGCUGGCGCCGGCACCCAGAGACACAGGAUCUGCUGUGCAAUGCUUGCGGUCUUUUCCUGCGUCUCCAUCGAAAGCCGCGCCCGAUUGCGCUCGACGACGAGGGCCGCGUCCAGGUUAUCCGCAAGAACGCGGCGGUCCGGAGGGAGCCAAUCAACCUGGGUCGCAGCAGUUCGAUCAACGGCAAUUAUUCAAACGACACCUACCAUAAUGGCGGUUACCCUGCUGCGCUGCAGUACCAGCCUGGCCAGUACGGAUAUUCGCAGGGAUAUCUGCAGCCGCUGCCGCCGCCGCUGCGCACCACAACUUCGUUAACUGGUCUGCAAGGCAUUGGUGAGCCAUUCACGUCGCUGACUCUGCAGUCACCAGUACCAACUCCGUCACACCAUUCUGUCUUUGGUUCUCAGCUCAGCAUCGAUGACAUGCUGCAGUUCCGCCAGUUCGAGUCGCAGCCGGCAAUUCUGGGCUCAGAGAUAAUGACUCCUGCCACUGUGAAUAGCAACGGCAACGCGUCGCCGCCGCCACCACUGUUCCCAUCUGGAUCACCUUGAUUCUGAACAACAAAAAAUAAGCACAUGUGUAUUUGUCGUCGUAUUUUUUUGUAUUUCG